Mytilus californianus (California mussel) is the source of this 1895-nucleotide messenger RNA. RefSeq lists its product as uncharacterized. The record is from RefSeq and is a predicted model, not a curated record. The transcript has a single exon. The coding region runs from base 316 to 1365 and encodes 349 amino acids. Lineage: Eukaryota; Metazoa; Mollusca; Bivalvia; Mytilida; Mytilidae.
UAUAAACAAAGAUAUAUUUAAACAUUACUUUCUUUUUACCUGUGAAGUAAAAGAUUGAUAUUUUUCUGACUGGAAAGGAUUAGAAUUAACUGUGUGACAUAGUUGUUCAUUGGGUUAUUCAUCCACAUAUACCUAAGUAGUAAGUACUGUAGAGGGACAGGAACUACCAAUCUAAUAAGUUCUGCACAGUACUAGCACAAGAGGAGCUUUUUCAUAACAUGUACAAACUUGAAACUAGACAAAGCAUAAAGUGAAAAACUUGACCAUCUUUUAAACUGAUCUUAACAUUUGACUGUAGAGGAUUAUUCAUGCAAAAUGACAACAAAGAAAAGUCAACCAUCAGAGAAAGACAUACUAACCAGAAUCGACCAAUCAGAAAAAGAAACUAUUGAUAUGGUAAAAAAAUAUGCCAAGAGCCUACGUGAUCAGGCUAAAAAGGACAAAAUGGAAUUCAAGAAAGGUGAUUUAAGUACAGAAAACAUGGCGAAAUUAUUUGGAGAAAUUACGGAAUAUAAAAAUCCUAAUGAAACCUUGACAGUUGUCAAUAGUUACAAUUCUGACUUGAGUUUUAUAUACCGUUUACGUAUCCUUGGUGAGACGUCCAUCUGGAUUUCAAACUUUAACACUAAAAUAUUACGACAGAUUUCCUUUGAAGAUAACAAUAUCAAAACUUUACAUGAAAUUUCUGCCGACAUUUUUGACAUGUCUAAUUCAUCUAAUAAUGAUAUUUUCUUAUCAAUGCGUGACACAUGUGAGGUGAAGAUGCUGAUGAAGUCUGGGAAGAUCAAAUCUGUUUUUUCCGUUUCAACUGGUCUUUUGCCUCGUGCUAUUCACGUCACGAAAGACAAUAGAAUUCUAUUAGGUGUUACUGAUCGUGGGCAUAUGUAUAAAACCGGAGAUGACAGCUUCAGGAAAAUCAUGGUCUAUGGAAUGGAUGGAAAACAGAAACAAUCCUUUGGAGAUGAAAUAUUAACGUUUCCGUACAGAAUAACCACUAAUACAAACAGAGACAUUGUCGUUAUUGAUGUUAUUGCAGACGAUUCUGGGAGAAUAAUCAAUUUGGGACAAGAUGGUAACCUUAAGUGGAUUUAUCAAGGUCAUCCUUCAAUGAAUUCUCAACGACCUUUUGACCCUAGAGAUAUUGUGACAACACCAAAAGGUCUGGUGAUAGUAGCAGACUGUAUCAGCCAUGGAAUCCAUGUUCUAUCAGAGGAGGGAACUUUAAUUACAUGUAAAAACAUGAAAGAACAAGGAGUUGUCUUUCCUUACUCAUUGGAUAUCGACAACAAAGGGUUAAUAUGGGUUGGGUGUGACACAUUCAAAGGCAAAGCAGAUGCCAAAAUACACAACAUUGAAAUUUCUUAACUUUUGUAGACAAUGAUACUUUCUUUUUACAACAUAUGAUUUAUAUUAAAUAAAUUAAAAAACUGUAGACAAACUUGUCAGUACAGCCAACCUCAGCAAUAAUAAUAUAAAACGAAAAAUUUAUCACCAGGCUAAUUUGGACAUUUUUUUAAUUUCAUCAUUCUCUUUAGAAAUUGGAUAUUUCAUAAAAACAUGGUGGCCAUUAGUUUUCUUGUUUGAAUUGUUUUACAUUUGUAAUUUUAGGACCUUUUAUAGCUGACUAUACGGUAUGGGUUUUGCUCAUUGUUGAAGUCCGUACAGUGACCUAUAGUUGUUAAUUUCUAUGUCAUUUAGUCUCUGGUGGGGAGUGUCUCCUUGGCAAUCAUACCACAUCUUCUUAUUUCUUAUUUUUAUACAAAUACAGAAAUUUGAUAGAUGUCAAGACAAGUUAUGUGUUAUUAUUUUAAUUAGUGAUAUUCGAUGUUGAAGGAUUUGCGACAUAUUCAUUUAUUUGUGAAAUUACUAAUAUCAGUAUGAGAGACUUUUAUCCU